GGCUUCAGAUUUUUCAGGGCUGCUAUGUGGAAAGUCGAGACAUCACACCGUGAGCUCCUUGCUCCAUUCGCCUCAGCGUUUCUCUCUCCUUGGAUCACAGCAUUUGAAGGGGCCACUCUCGAGUUCUGGGUUGCAUUUCAGCCUUCCACCCCUCCUGAUUUGUACCCACAUGCUGGGGAGAGGGAGGGAGGAAUGGGUAGGCCGGAUAACCACCCUUCCACGGCGCUGCUGCUGCUCCUGGGCCUAGCUCUGACCAAACGCAGCCGCUAACAGGUCCAGGCGGGUCGCGGCGGAGGGGGUCGCUCGGCGCGGCUGCCACCCUCCCUUCCCUGGCUGUGGCCGCCGUUGUCCAGAGCGAGGGCUCUCCCAGAGCCCGCCCGAGGUCAUCCGCGAGCGACAGGCGUGCGAGGGCACAGCUGGCACCAGGACCAACACUUGAGUUCCGCUGGCGCACCUUCCCCUCGCCCGAGCCCCGAGUUGGAGUCCAUUCCCCGCUCAGCUGUAAUCCUGACCGCAAGUGCGGUGCGGAGGUGGGGGGAAGAAAUUCUGUCAGGCCGAUGUCGUCGUGGCAACCGAAGGCCCGUCGUUAAGGAAGUGACGUCGACGAGACCCCGUAUGCCGGGGGUCGGUGACAAGUGGAGGGGUUAGGGGGGCUCGCGGCACGGGGGUUGUUUUUGAAUCUCGAAUCGUCGUUGGUCCGGGUCCGCGCGCCCUGGGAGGGGAGGACCCUGAUUCGCUGGCACAAAACCGCACGCGGACGCUUCCCAAAGCCUGGGAGGGGACGAGGGGAAUAGGACUUCCUCAUGAGAGCGUAGGCUUUUUAAAGGGUGGGCACUGUGGCUUGUGUAGGGGCCCGGUUUCUAUGCCAAACCUCGGGCGACAGUCUGUGCAGAGUUUGCACGUCCAGCUUUCCUCCCACAGUCCAAAGAUGUGCAGUUGAGCUGGAUUAGCCAUGGGAAAUGCGGAGUAAUGGUUGUGUGGGGUGGGCUAGUGCAUAAUUGAUGGACCGGAUGGCCUCUUGCCGCACAGCAGGGAUGCUGUGACUUUUACUGAGGGGGGAGGUUCCCACUAGAAGCAGAGAGAAGGUGGGGUCAUUACUGAGUAGGAUAUUUGCUGAGGAGGAAGGUAACUGAGCAGAGUGUUUGUUAUUCAGGAUACAGAUGGGCAUUUAUUGAGGGGAGAAAGGUGGGUUUUAUUUACCGAAGGGAGCAAGAUGGGUUUAUUUCCUGUAGGAAAAGAGGAGGGGUUGGUUAAACAAAAUGGGAGGUAAUUAUGUUAUUGGAGGUUGUGGAAUACAUUUUAAGCGUGGGGUGUGACCCAACAUGAAAACGCAUAAUUUCCAAUUUUAGGCUACAUACAUGCCUCCAGUGAGUGUAUUGCUCUAAUGUGAACUUGCAGAUCAUGUGAGGGGAAACAAACCCAAUCCAUCAUUGCUGCUUAUAUGCUGCCAGACCUGCUGAGAUUUUCCAGCAUUUUCUCUUUUGAUUUCCAUAUUGGACUUGGGAGCCAUCAGUACUGUCAAAUUCGUACAUAAUGCACAGUGGUGAGAUGGGAGUAAUAAUUUAAAUUGUGGAGUCAUGGCAGUAAGCCAAUUGAAUGAGACCUUGGCAGCCACUACUCUCAGUGAUAGACUAGAAAAUGCUCCCACCGAAGAACAGACUAAUCCUGAACCCUUCACUUGGACAUGCCCAGAUGGUUCCUUCGUGAAGAAAAUUCUGCAGAGAGGUAGUGGUCUCGAUAAACCCAAAGAAGGUUCAACGUGUCGUGUUUGUGUGGACGUGGAACCCUCCAGCAGUUUUGAUGCAGGGACCCAUUUCCAAAACGGGAUCAAUCAGUCAGUUGAGCUGAUUCUUGGUGAGACUGAUACACAGUUUGUAGAACUAAUCGAGAAAUGUGUUGAGACUAUGCUUUUGGGAGAGCAAUGUGAGCUAAUUCCUGCUCCAGACUUGAUGAAAACAUUCACAGAUUGCAGAGAAGGACUGAGAAUAGUUGUGAAGCUGGAGGAGUUCACCCUCCAGCGGGACUCCUGGGAAAUUGGAUUUGAGGAAAAAUGGCAGAUGGCUAUGCAUCACAAAGCUAAAGCCACUGAGCAUUUUAAAAGUGGGAAUCUUUUUGGAGCUGCACUACGUUAUGCAAAAUCUCUGAAGCUGCUGGUGACUGUGAAAUAUGAUGUGCCUCUUGAGAAAACCAAGGAGUAUGUCCAGGCCAAAAAGGCCUUGUAUUCAAACCUGGCAGCCUGUCAGAUAAAACAGAAGCAGUACAGAAAUGUCAUCCACAACUGCUCAAAGGCACUGGAGAUUGAGCCAGACUCUGUGAAAUGCCUGUACCGAAGGGGUCAGGCUUAUGCCUCCAUUAAUGAGUUUGACAAAGCCAAACGUGAUUUGAAGCGAGUACUGAAGUUGGAACCAGCAAACUCUGCUGCUGCAGCGCAACUUCGAGUUCUUAUUGAACAGAUCAAGGCACAAAAUGAAAAAAUGGGUAAAGCAAUGAGUAAGCUGUUCAUCUGAGAGUGUACACAUCAGGAUGAAUCAGAAAAACAUUCUCUUUCAUUAACAGAGUAGUACUUGACCACAGGAGAAUUUCAUGUUUUGGACUAAUAAAUGUAUCGAGGAUGUUUCAUUAAUUAUAUUGUGUCUUGGGUUAUAAUGCUAUAAAAUUCUUUUAUAAGAGAUCAAGAAGACUGAUUUCACAUCGUUAUAAGACAAAUUCAUUUUUAUGAACCCAAACGGUCGUGCAUAUAAUGAAAAUUGGUCAUCACGCAUGAUUUGAUGAAUAGUUGAAGACGUGUAAUGAGGUUGAGUGGUUAACUGGAACUGUAAGUAAUUGCAGAUUGUAUUAACUCACUAAGUAACUACUGAAGUUUGUCAGUAUGUAAUUAUCUGAUGAGGGAAGUUUCUGUAUUGCCAAGAGCCUAGCUCCUAUUAUGUGAAAGCAUGGAUUUUUGAUAUUUUCAACUGUGGUACCUGUUAUGUAGAGUGUAAACUUUUAAAUAAACUGCCAAACUUGCUGUGCAAUGACCCCUAUUAAGGCAGGUGGU
Hemiscyllium ocellatum (epaulette shark) is the source of this 3037-nucleotide messenger RNA. RefSeq names its product FK506-binding protein-like. The transcript is spliced from 3 exons. The record is from RefSeq and is a predicted model, not a curated record. The coding region runs from base 1578 to 2507 and encodes 309 amino acids. NCBI's taxonomy places the organism in Eukaryota, Metazoa, Chordata, Chondrichthyes, Orectolobiformes, Hemiscylliidae. Gene Ontology annotation, molecular function: peptidyl-prolyl cis-trans isomerase activity; protein binding.